Molecule: messenger RNA, 3972 nt
Organism: Leptonychotes weddellii (Weddell seal)
Lineage: Eukaryota; Metazoa; Chordata; Mammalia; Carnivora; Phocidae
Source: RefSeq, a predicted model, not a curated record
AUGGUGGUGGAGUUGCAGGGCCUGCCCAGCCCCUUCCUGCGCUGCCCGUCGCAGCGACUCCUGGACCGUGUGGUCCGGCGCUAUGCUGAGGUGGCCGACGCCGGCAGCAUCUUCAUGGACCACUUCACUGACCGCGACAAGCUGCGUCUGCUCUACACCCUGGCUGUCAGUGCUCAUCCCAUCCUCCUGCAGAUCUUCCCGGGCGCCGAGGGCUGGCCGCUGCCCAAGUACCUGGGCUCCUGCGGCCGACUGGCGGUCAGCACCAGCACCAGCCCGCUGCGGGACUUCUACGGCGCGGCCCCAGACCAGGCGGCCGACCUGGCCUACCAGCUCCUCGGUGUCCUCGAGUCCCUGAGGAGCAAUGACUUGAACUACUUCUUCUACUUCACCCACGUCGACGCGGGCACGUUUGGCAUCUUUAACAACGGGCAUCUGUUCAUCCGGGAUGCCAGCGCCUUGGGCGUCAUCGACAAGCAGGAAGGCAGCCCGGCAGCCGCCGGGGCAGGAGAGAGUAAAGACAUCUUCAGCUGCCUGCUUUCGGGCUGCCAGGCUGAGCUGCCCUCCUGCUACACCAUCCCGGAGAAGCAGAGCUUGGUGCUCGUGUGUCGGCAGCUGCUACCUCGACUCCUCCUGGGGAAGUUCCCCUCCCCGGUGCAGGAGGAGAUAGACAGGGCACUUGCCCAGUGUGGGGAGGGCGCCCACCCCGACCCCGAAGUGCUCAGGGCCGCCAGCCGGCUGAAGGACAUCUUGAGGCCCCUGAGAACCUGUGACCCCAGAUUCGCCUACCGCUACCCAGACUGCAAGUAUAAUGAUAAGUUCUGAGCGGCUGGAGCCUUGCCGGCCUCCGGGGACAACGUCCCUGGCCCUCCCUUGCCCAGGCGGGUCGCUGCAAGGUUGAAAGAAGCAGCUCCGUCCUGGGACAUUCAGAGAGAGGCACCUUCAUUUCCCGGGAACGAAGGAACACUCUGACGACCAGAGGGGAGUCGUGCCGCACAGCACGGUUGCCCCUGCUAGCUACAGCAUCACGGAGAAGCCCUGGGCUGGGCCGGAGAAGACCCGACCGCAGACACUCACUGGAUCUCGCUGAGCCUCAGUGUCCUCUGUUCUCCACCAGACUCUUGAGUUACUGAAAGAAGACAGGGAUGUGAAGGGCCAGGGACACGGGGAGGUGGUUACAGAGAGUGUUCCGGAAACAUGCGCAGGCAGGACACAUGGGACAGAGCCGUGGAGGUGGAGGCUGACAUGGAGGGAAGGCAGGGGGAAGGUGAGGUCCCUGGCCAGGACCGUGUCAGGCUCAAACAUGAGGGGCCCCCUUCUUGCUCCCUGGGCCCUCGCACUAGCCCUCCCGCCAUGCUGCCCACACUGCCACGGAGUGAGGAGACGGCAGGCCAAGGAAACACGUGGACAGGUGCACAGUCUGGGUGCCUGGGGUCCCGGGUGCUCCUGUGAGGCACCUCGUGGCGUGAGAAGGAGCCCCGGCUGAGAACAGAUGAGCAGUGGGCGGGGGGCCAAUGUGUUCAUCCGGGACCUCUGAGAAGCAGGUGUCAGGACGAGGGUGAAUCGGGCAAGGAUCGUAUUAAAGAAGAUCGCUGCAUAGGAGGGAAGAAGGCGGUGUUGCCAGUCUGAGCCCAAGGGAGGCAGAGAAGGUCAGCAGAGGCAUUCUAAGAGUGGCAUUGGUGCUAUAUCUAAAGGAAGGUUCCACAGGGCCCUGCUGCCCUCAGUCGUUGGCAGGGAAGAGCCUGUGGGAAGCGUGCCCUUGGCCUCCCCGCAGAGACGACAUUGAGAGCGCAGCACAGGGCCGGCGGCCAGCUCUGCUCCCUGGAGCCGGAGGCCCGAGCAGGACACGCCAGCCACAGCCAGGGCCCCAGGCCAGCUCUGUCCUCACCGCGGCCUGCAGUGUAGCAGUCGAAGGAGUCUGAGAAUUUUCCUUGAACUCGGCCUUACGGGUCGUUGCAACAGUAUUUUUCAAGGUCAGCCAACAGAACGUAUUCUAUUCAACAGUGUGUUAGUUUGCUUUAUACCUUUGAAAUAUUUAGUCACAUGGUAUGUGGGCCUGCAUGUGGAUUCUUACCCUGGCCCCUCAAGCCUUAGUGGGGGGCUCUUUGACCCUUUGUCCAGCCUCCCUGUCAGCCCUCUACCCUUAGGGACCUCCCAGUCGGCCUCCUCUCGUCUCCUUCUAAAUCACCACCUUUAGGUCAGAAUGCCUGACUUAACAGAUGGGGAAACUGAGGCCCAGGAGGAAGAGCAACUUGCUGAGAUGGUCCAUGCUCCUCUUGCCUUCCCCUUCGGCUGCUGAUUCGCACCCUGUCCUACCCAGUUUUGGCCCCUUCACUCACAUUUAAAGAUGGGCCAAGAAACGUCUUAUUUCAUUGUCCACCAGAUUGUUUGCCUUGGGGGGUUUGCCUUUUGACAGCUCCAGGCACUAACCCCCGGGGCAACCAUGAUAGCGAGGAUGGCAGGCCAAGCUUCUGGAAGGGCAGGCCUGGGCUGCCUGAGAGUGUUGGAGACGGUGGCCUUCUGGCUCGGUCUGGAGGGGAGAGGAUUGACCCAACCUGCAAUAUUCCCCAAGUCCAGUCUACAGUGAUGGGUUCAAAGGCCAGGCCCAACCAUGAGGGAAUGUGUCGUGUGCAUCUGUACCCAGGGCUGAGGUUCAGACGGUUCCAUUUCUCCACUUACCAAGUCCCACACAUCAUGUAAGAUCCUGUCUGAGUCCUACCUUGACCCAGAGCUUUUCCUGACAGCCCGGCCCCCAGGGACCCCUUUUUGAAUCCCCUCUCUGUACCCCUGAACCAUAGGUCUGUGCCCAUGUGAAGCUAAUCCAAAGGGUAUUCUGGAGAGAUCUGUGUCCCACCCUCCCAUCCGGCUGAGAGCAGCCUCCAGAUGGCGGAUGGCGGUGGUGAGGGCGCUUUGUGUUCUGCGCAGCAACCCAGCCGGGCACAGAGCAGGUGCUCGAAAAACAGUACACUCUUUAGGCCCUUUUGCUUGGCGUUUGUCACAUACUAUGUUCUCUAGACUCAUGUGUCUCCCCAGAAUUCCUCUCUAGAAAUCCUAACCCCCAGUGUGAUGGUAUUAGGUGCUGGGGCCUUGGGGAGGUGAUUGGCUCAUGAGGGUGGAACUCUCAUGGAUGGGAUCGGUGCCCUUCUAAAAGAGACCCCAGGGAGCCCCCUCGCCCUUCCUGCCACAUGAGGACGCAGGAAGGAGAUGGCCAUCUGUGCACCAGCAAGAGGGCUCUCUCCAGACACAGAACCUGCCAGCGCCUUGAUCCCAGACUUCCCAGCCCCCCAGAACUGUGAGAAAUAAAUGUCUGUUGCUUGUCAGCCCCCCCGCCCCCGGGUCUAUGGUAUUUUGUUAAAGCCACCCAAACAGACGGAGACACGUUGCCGGCCAUACGCAGGACAGAGCGGCUUCCCUGAGAGUUUUUAGCUACUGCCUUUUUGGCCUGCAGGACCAGCUCCCGAAUUUGCGGGGCCUCAUGCAAAAUGAAAAAGUGGGGCCUCCUGUUAUUAAGACUGGCCAGACAACAGAGCAUGAAACCAAGCGCGGGCCCCGUGAGGCUGCAGAGCUUGCGUGCCCGUGAAGCUGGCCCUGGGUGCCUGAGAAUAUGAACUGUUCACCUCGGCAGAGAAUGCCCCUGGGGUUCACUGGCAUCUCCUUUGACCUCCACCACCAAGGGAACUAGGUGUGGGACCAGAGGCCGUAUACGAAAUACGGAACAACCACCAUGGCAAAGGAACUGAGCUACGAGAAUGCAUUCCACGUGCCGCAGCCUGACGUGGGCAGAACCACAGCCUGGCGGGCAAGUCCAACUCUUCGAAGGAGGAAACGGGUUCAAGCGAUUCAUUCAAAGUGACCAUUUUUCCAGUCCUCUCCUGUAGCAUCUGACUUCUGCCCGCCAGUGAUUCCGUGAGCCUGAAAGUUUCCUCUAGGGUUAAAAGAUAAAGAGUUUGCUAAAUAAAUCAAUACUUUGCUCGA